AUGUUGGACCCAUUGCCGCCUCCUCCGGGAUGGCUGCGAGACGCUGUCGACCCCUGGGCGAUCUAUUAUAACGUUCCCGCCUUAUCGGAUCAUAUUCAUGAGGUCCUGUUCUCCUUCGUGGCGUACGGGCUCAUUCAUUUCGUCCUUUCUCCGUUGCUUUCGCCGAUCCUCUUUCCGCGACACUACCCCAAGCUCAACCGGCGGACGAAGCUGAACUGGGAUGUGCAUGUUGUGUCGUUGGUGCAGAGCACCUUCAUCAAUGCACUGGCCCUCUGGGCUAUGUUUUCGGACGAAGAGCGGAAAUCGAUGAAUAUCGGUGAACGCAUCUAUGGAUACUCGGGGGUUUGUGCCAUGGUGCAAGCUUUCGCGGCGGGAUACUUUGUCUACGACUUGAUCGUUAGCUUGAUCUAUGUCCGGAUGUUCGGAAUCGGCAUGCUCUUCCAUGCUGUCAGUGCCCUGUGGGUUUUCAGCUUCGGAUACAGACCGUUUGUCAACUUUUACUCGCCCGUGUUUAUUCUCUACGAGCUCUCCAGCCCCUUCCUCAAUAUCCACUGGUUCUUGGACAAGCUCAACAUGACCGGCAGCAACCUUCAAUGGUACAAUGGCAUGAUGCUCCUCUUCAUGUUCUUCAGCUGUCGUCUCGUCUGGGGCACCUGGCAAUCCGUCCUCGUCUACCGAGACAUGUGGUACGCCCUCAAGCAAACCUGGGAUACCUCCAGCUCUAGCCCCGGGUUCCCCGUCGACAUCUCGUCGCAGGUCUUCGGUCUCCGCGACCCCACGGCCCACUGCCACGAGCUCGACGAGGUCUGCCGGAGUGCCGGCGCGGAAAUCUCCCGCUACGCCUCUCACACCGCCGGCGGGAUCCCCACCUGGUUGGUCUUGACGUACGUCGUCUCCAACGUGGUCCUCAACUCGCUGAACUACUACUGGUUCUCGAAGAUGAUCGAGACCGUCAUGAAGCGGUUCCGCGGUCCCGCGAACCCGGCUCAACCGCCGCCUGCGGCGAAGAAUGAGGAAGAGAAAACCGCUCAGCUGACGGACGACAUCGCGCAGAAGGUCGUUCUCGAUGCCGCCGCCAAGCUGGAGCAGGAGGAGGGGAGCUUAUUCCACGGCGAUGAAAUCAACGAGAAGAUCGCCUCCGCCGUGGAUACCGGGAUCACGGAUGAAUUGCGCAGGAGGAAGGCUGACGUAGCCUCUGCGUCUUAA
Molecule: messenger RNA, 1206 nt
Organism: Aspergillus melleus
Lineage: Eukaryota; Fungi; Ascomycota; Eurotiomycetes; Eurotiales; Aspergillaceae
Product: TLC domain-containing protein
Exons: 2
Coding region: 1-1206 (401 amino acids)
Biological process (GO): lipid homeostasis
Cellular component (GO): membrane; endoplasmic reticulum
Source: RefSeq, a predicted model, not a curated record